AUGAACAUCCUGGAAUGGGCAUUCGGCAAGCGCAUCACGCCCGCGGAGCGUCUGCGCAAGAACCAGCGCAUGCUCGAUAAGGCUAUCCGCGAGCUCGACCAGACGCGCGUUAAGUUGGAGAAGCAGGAGAAGACGCUGGUCCAACAGAUCAAGACCAGCGCAAAGAAUGGGCAGAUGGGCGCCUGCAAAAUCCAGGCCAAGGAUCUUGUUCGCACCAGGCGAUACGUCGAGAAGUUCUACGGCAUGCGCAGCCAGCUCCAGCAGAUUUCCCUGCGACUCCAGACACACCGGACAAACGAGCAGAUGAUGCAAGCGAUGAAGGGCGCAACAAUGGCAUUGGGAAGCAUGAACAAGUCGAUGAACCUUCCAGCACUCCAGAAGAUCGCCAUGGAAUUCGAACGAGAGAACGACAUCAUGGAGCAGCGACAAGAGAUAAUGGACGACGCAAUGGACGACGCCAUGGACGUGGGCGUGGAAGAGGAGGGUGACGAAGUGGUGGAGCAAGUACUGGAAGAAAUUGGUAUUGACUUUAACCAGGCGCUCGGCGAAACUCCCACAACGAUAGGAAACCCUGCCGUGGCCGAGGGCAGAAUUGCCCAGGCAGUUGGUGGCGGCGGUGGUGGUGGUGGCGGCGACUCCCUCGAUGAGGACCUCCAGGCAAGACUUGACAGUUUGAGGAAGUAG
Molecule: messenger RNA, 684 nt
Organism: Ilyonectria robusta
Lineage: Eukaryota; Fungi; Ascomycota; Sordariomycetes; Hypocreales; Nectriaceae
Product: Snf7-domain-containing protein
Exons: 4
Coding region: 1-684 (227 amino acids)
Biological process (GO): endosome transport via multivesicular body sorting pathway; late endosome to vacuole transport; protein transport
Cellular component (GO): multivesicular body; ESCRT III complex
Source: RefSeq, a predicted model, not a curated record